Molecule: messenger RNA, 2235 nt
Organism: Papaver somniferum (opium poppy)
Lineage: Eukaryota; Viridiplantae; Streptophyta; Magnoliopsida; Ranunculales; Papaveraceae
Product: protein NUCLEAR FUSION DEFECTIVE 4-like
Exons: 1
Coding region: 171-1940 (589 amino acids)
Cellular component (GO): membrane
Source: RefSeq, a predicted model, not a curated record
AACAGUUGACUUAAAAAAAUGAUAUACCGCUGGGUUCCUCCUCUGUUUCUCUAUAAAUACAUACUCUGCUCUGCUCCAUCUCUGUCUCUCAUUAAACAUUUCAUAUCAUAGCUUCCCAUUUACUCACUUUAGACAUCUAAGCAGAGAGAAGAAGAAAAAGAAACGGAAUAAUGGUUUUUGCCGGUGGUGGUGGUGGUGGUUUUGGCAAAGCGGAUGUUAUCCCAUUCGCUGUGCAAGUACUUCGUGGGAGAUGGUUUAUGCUGUUCAGUUCUUUUCUCAUUAUGGGAAGUGCUGGUGCAACUUAUGUCUUUGGUAUUUACUCCAAAGAGAUCAAAACAGUUCUUGGUUACGAUCAAAAAACACUUAAUUUGCUUGGUUUUUUCAAGGAUCUUGGAACUACUAUUGGAGUUCUCUCUGGUUUGCUUGCUGAGGUAGCUCCACCCUGGUUUACACUUCUUGUUGGUGCUGCUCUGAACUUCACUGGUUACUUCAUGUUAUGGCUCUCGGUCGCCGGAAAGGUUUCUAAACCCCAUAUCUGGCAAAUGUGUUUGUAUAUUUGUAUGGGUGCCAAUUCUCAAAAUUUUGCAAACACUAGUGUGCUUGUAACUUGUGUCAAGAACUUCCCUGAGAACAGAGGAAGCAUGAUGGGUCUGUUAAAGGGAUUCACCGGCUUAAGUGGAGCUGUCAUGACUCAAAUCUAUUUAGCGAUAUAUGGUAAUGAUUCUAAGUCUCUAAUCCUCCUUAUAGCUUGGCUCCCUGCUGUUAUAUCGAUUUUCUUUGUCGGAUUCAUCCGGUUGAUGAAAGUUGUUCGAGGUAUAGACGAGAGAAAGGUUUUCUUUAAUUAUCUCUACAUUUCAAUCUCAUUGGCUGUAUUCAUAAUGAUUAUGAUCAUAGUUGAGAAACAGCAUCCAUUUUCUCAUGGCGGAUAUGUUACUACCGGAACAAUUGUUUGUUUCUUGCUGUUUCUUCCUCUUGCUAUAACAAUUCAGCAAGAGUUUAUUCUUUGGAAUCGAAAGCAAGAAGACAUCAAAUCCCCACCAACAGCAGUGAAAAUUGAGAGUCCCUCAGAAGCUGUAGUCUCGCAAAGUUCUCUGAAAAUUAUAGAUUCAGAUAAACCCCAAAAAACAGAAGUUUCUUGUUUCUCAAAUGUGUUCAGCCCUCCGGCGAGAGGUGAAGACUAUACCAUAUUGCAGGCAUUAUUGAGCAUUGAUAUGUUAAUGCUUUUCUUUGCGACCUUUUGCGGAAUGGGAACCACUCUUACUGCGAUGGAUAACUUGGGUCAGAUUGGAGAAUCUCUAGGUUACCCAACUCAUGCCAUCAGUACAUUCGUAUCGCUUGUUAGUAUUUGGAAUUAUUUUGGAAGAGUUGGCUCAGGUUUCUUCUCCGAAAUCCUUCUCUCCAAGUGGAAAGUUCCUAGACCACUAGUAAUGGCUUCCAUUCUUCUGUUAUCCUGCAUUGGUUUCUUAAUAGUCGCGUUCCCGUUUCCUGGUUCCAUCUACCUUGCUUCAGUCAUCACCGGCUUUUGUUACGGAGCUGAAUUGCUUCUGCUUUACACCAUCAUUUCCGAACUAUUUGGUCUCAAAUACUACGCAACUUUGUUCAACUGCGGGAUGUUGGCCAGUCCCCUUGGAUCUUACGUGUUCAAUGUAAGAGUUGCAGGGGUAUUAUACGACAACGAAGCGUUGAAGCAAUUGCAGAUUAAAGGUCUUAGAAGAGAAACAGGGGAUGAUUUGACUUGUAUUGGAACGCAGUGUUUCAGAGUCGCGUUUCUUAUAUUAACAGCAGUGGCAUUUUCUGGCGCCCUCACUACACUUUAUUUGGUCAUCAGAACACGUAAAUUCUACCAAGGCGACAUAUACAAGAAGUACAGAGAAGAAGCCAUUACUAACACUGAUGAAACUGAUAUGGUUUCGUUCAAAGAUAGCAACACCAAAAAGUGAGCCGCAUCGUCGAUGACUUGUCACUAUUAGCUUCAUAGCUUGUCUUUCUUUUCCGCCGGAGAUUUUCUUAUGCCCCGGACUUGUUUAUGAUAAAUAAUUUGUAGUUAUAUGUUUGGAGCUUUAGAUGAUGUUAAAUAAUGCAGCCUUUCGUGACUAAUAAAAGGUCAUUGAUUGUAAGAAAAAAAAUUGGCAAAAACAAAAUAUAAUCCACUGUUCUGUAAUAUCCAAAAUUUGUCCUGCCUUCUUUGUGUUUCUUUCACCUUCCAAGUUGAAUAUAUGAACUGUUUGUUUGUUU